This is a messenger RNA of Prunus mume (Japanese apricot), 2220 nucleotides long. RefSeq names its product oligopeptide transporter 2-like. Gene Ontology annotation, biological process: transmembrane transport. The record is from RefSeq and is a predicted model, not a curated record. Gene Ontology annotation, molecular function: oligopeptide transmembrane transporter activity. Lineage: Eukaryota; Viridiplantae; Streptophyta; Magnoliopsida; Rosales; Rosaceae.
AUGGCCACCACCACCACCACCCUAGAAAUGGAGGCUGGCCCCGAAACCAAUCUUGACGAGACCGACGAUGACUUGUCGCCCAUCGAAGAGGUUCGUCUAACGGUGUUAAACGAGGAUGACACGUCGCUGCCGGUAUGGACGUUCCGGAUGUGGACAAUAGGCCUAUUUUCUUGCAUCCUCCUCUCCUUCCUCAACACCUUCUUCUCGUUCCGCACGGAGCCGCUCGUGAUAACGAUGAUCUCCGUGCAGGUGGCGAGUCUGCCGAUCGGACGGUUCAUGGCGCGGACGCUGCCGAGGACCAAGGUUUGGGUUGGCGGGAAGUCGUUCUCGUUGAACCCCGGGGAGUUUAACAUAAAAGAGCACGUCCUGAUUUCAAUAUUUGCGAAUGCCGGUGCAGGGUUUGGGAGUGGACCGGCUUAUGCCGUCGAUAUCGUGACUAUAAUCAAAGCUUUUUAUGGUCGGAAGAUAUCGUUCUUCGCCAGUUGGGCACUUGUGAUUACUACACAGGUAUUAGGGUAUGGAUGGGCCGGUAUUCUCAGAAAGUACGUGGUGGAUCCGGCGGCGAUGUGGUGGCCCAGUAGUCUCGUUCAGGUUUCUUUGUUCAGGGCUCUUCAUGAGAACGACAGCAACCGAAUGUCCAGAGGCAAAUUCUUUUUGAUUGCCCUCAUAUGCAGCUUCUCUUGGUACGUUAUGCCAGGCUACCUCUUCACAACUCUCUCCACAAUUUCAUGGAUCUGUUGGCUCUCUCCAAAGUCAAUAACAGCUCAACAAAUUGGGUCGGGUUUCCGUGGACUUGGUCUGGGGGCAGUAACCCUAGACUGGUCUGUCAUAGCCUCCUACCUUGGCAGCCCUCUGAUCAGUCCCUUCUUUGCCAUUGCCAACAUCGCAGUGGGUUACAUUAUCAUCAUGUAUGUGAUCAUUCCAAUUGCCUAUUGGAAGCUCAAUUUGUACAAUGCCAGCAAUUUCGCAAUCUUCUCUUCCCAUUUGUUUGAUUCCCAGGGCCAAAUAUAUGAUGUGAAAGCCAUUGUGAAUGACAAGUUUGAGAUUGACAUGCCCUCGUAUGAAAAACAUGGACUCAUAAACUUGAGUGUCUUCUUUUCCCUAACCUAUGGCAUUGGUUUUGCUGCUGUUAUAUCAACCCUCACACAUGUGGCCCUUUUCCAUGGAAGGGAUAUAUAUAAACAGUACAAAUCUUCACAUACUGGAAUAGAUAUACACACCAAAUUAAUGAGGAAAUACAAGGACAUACCCAACUGGUGGUUUCAUAGUUUGCUUUUUCUGUCGAUGGCACUCUCUCUGGCAUUGUUCAUUUUCCUGAAAAAAGAAGUUCAAAUGCCAUGGUGGGGACUCAUUUUUGCAGCUGGACUUGCAUUAGUUUUCACCCUUCCAAUUAGCAUUAUAACUGCCACAACAAAUGUGACACCGGGACUAAAUGUCAUCACGGAGUACAUCAUGGGUUUGAUAUUACCUGGCCAACCGAUAACCAAUGUAUGCUUUAAAACUUAUGGGUACAUAAGCAUGGCACAGGCUAUAUCCUUUCUUAGUGAUUUUAAGUUAGGCCAUUACAUGAAGAUCCCGCCUAUAUCAAUGUUCGUAGUUCAGUGCAUAGGAACUAUAGUAGCCGGAACAAUCAAUAUCGGAACGGCAUGGUGGUUGUUAGGCAGUGUGGAGAACAUAUGUAACGUUGAAUUACUCCCUAGCAAUAGCCCCUGGACUUGUCCUAAUCACGGUGUCUUCUUCACUGCAUCUGUGAUUUGGGGUCUGGUUGGACCGAAACGAAUCUUCGGCUCUCUUGGACACUACUCAGCCCUCAACUGGUUCUUCCUUGUCGGCGCCCUUGGGCCUCUCUUGGUGUGGUCACUGCACAAAGCUUUUCCCAAGCAGAAAUGGAUCGCUUAUAUCAACCUUCCAGUGCUUUUUGGAGCAACGGCUGUGAUGCCACCAGCCACAACUGUGAACUUCAACUGCUGGAUUGUGAUGGGGAUAGUUUUCAAUUACUUUGUUUUCAGGUACAGAAAGAGGUGGUGGCAGAGGUACAACUAUGUUCUCUCCGCUGCCCUAGAUGCUGGGUUGGCUUUCAUGGGGGUGCUUAUAUAUAUGUGUUUGACCAUAAACGAUAUAAGCAUAUCUUGGUGGGGUACAGAAGACUAUGACCACUGUCCAUUAGCCACGUGUCCAACAAAUAAGGACAUAGUGCUUGGUCAUGCUUGUGUACUCUGA